AUGUUCUCUCGAUCUGUCGCUCGAUCUUCUUCAGCCCUCGCUAGAGGUUUCGCUACUUCUGCUAGAUCAAAUAGGAAAGUAGCUGUUCUUGGUGCUGCCGGUGGUAUUGGUCAACCCAUGUCCUUACUCCUCAAAACCGACCCCCUUAUUACCGGUCUCUCAUUAUACGAUAUUCGAGGUGCCCCAGGUGUCGCUGCUGAUAUCAGUCACGUUAACACUCACUCUGAAGUCAAAGGUUACGAGAAGGAUGACAUCAAAGCCGCUCUUUCCGGUGCUGAAAUCAUCAUCAUCCCAGCUGGUGUACCCCGAAAACCCGGAAUGACCCGAGACGAUCUUUUCAACACCAACGCCUCCAUCGUCAGAGAUCUCGCCGAAGCUUGUGCCGAGUACGCUCCUAACGCUUACAUCGGUAUCAUUGCCAACCCCGUCAACUCCACCGUCCCCAUCUGGGCCGAGGUUUACAAGAAGAAGGGUAUCUUCGACCCCAAGAAGAUCUUCGGUAUCACCACCCUCGAUGUCGUCCGAGCUUCCCGAUUCCUCGGUGAGAUUAAAGGUGCCGACCCCAAAGACAUCAACGUUACCGUUGUCGGUGGUCACUCCGGUGUCACCAUUGUCCCCCUUCUUUCCCAAACUACCCAAGGUAAAGAUGUCUCUGGUGAGGCUUACAAAGCUUUGGUCAAGAGAAUUCAAUUCGGUGGUGACGAGGUUGUUCAAGCUAAAGCCGGUACCGGUUCCGCUACCCUUUCCAUGGGUUUCGCCGGUGCUCGAUUCACCAACUCCCUUAUCCGAGCUCUUAACGGUGAGACCGGUGUAGUCGAGCCCACCUUCGUCAAAUCUCCACUUUACGAGUCUGAGGGUGUUGAGUACUUUGCUUCCAACGUCGAACUCGGUCCCGAGGGUGUCAAGAAGAUCAACUCUGUUGGUGAACUUUCCGCUGAGGAAAAAGAAUUACUCAACGCAUGUCUUCCCGACCUUGCCAAGAACAUCAAGAAAGGUGUCGAAUUCGUUAACAAGGCUUAA
Messenger RNA from Kwoniella shivajii, 1020 nucleotides. RefSeq names its product malate dehydrogenase, NAD-dependent. Lineage: Eukaryota; Fungi; Basidiomycota; Tremellomycetes; Tremellales; Cryptococcaceae. The transcript has 9 exons. Gene Ontology annotation, biological process: malate metabolic process; tricarboxylic acid cycle. Gene Ontology annotation, cellular component: cytoplasm; mitochondrion. The record is from RefSeq and is a predicted model, not a curated record. Bases 1 to 1020 code for a protein of 339 amino acids. Gene Ontology annotation, molecular function: L-malate dehydrogenase (NAD+) activity.